This is a messenger RNA of Diachasma alloeum, 2735 nucleotides long. RefSeq names its product phospholipase A-2-activating protein (gene Plap). The record is from RefSeq and is a predicted model, not a curated record. Gene Ontology annotation, molecular function: ubiquitin binding. Lineage: Eukaryota; Metazoa; Arthropoda; Insecta; Hymenoptera; Braconidae. Gene Ontology annotation, biological process: proteasome-mediated ubiquitin-dependent protein catabolic process; ubiquitin recycling. The coding region runs from base 314 to 2665 and encodes 783 amino acids. Gene Ontology annotation, cellular component: nucleus; cytoplasm. The transcript has 4 exons.
CCGAAAUUCGUCAGUUCUCGCCUUCGCGUCCUUGUGUGCAUUCAAUCAACUCCAUUCAAUCACUGAUCUCAUAGGGACAGUGCAUUCAACAAACAAUACAAUUUUUUUCAAAACACUCACGUUCACUUCUGUUCUCGAACCCCUCGGCAGCAUCUGGACCAGUUCUUAGUGUUCUUUUCAGUAGGAAGUGUCAAUUAUUCAGUAUGAACUUCCACUGAUGCACCCUCGCGGCUCGAUUGUUUGGUUAUGGUAAUGUUUAUUAGUAGGUGACUUGCAUAAUUCUAGCCAUCAGUACAAUAAUUCACGAGGGAAAAUGGAUUCAGCUGAUUACAAGUUGAAUUGUACAUUGGUCGGGCACACUGGGGAUGUCCGGGCUAUCGCAUUUUUUGAAGAUGGGACAUUGGUGUCAGCAUCGCGUGACAAGACCGCACGUGUGUGGAGACCAAGCCGAGACGGUCGCGAGUACACAACAACAGAAAUCCUAAAAGGCCACAAAAACUUCGUGAGUUCAGUAUGCGUCCUGCACCCCUCCCCAAAGAACCCCCGCAGCCUGAUAAUAACAGGCAGCAACGACAAACGCAUCCGAAUCUACGUCCUCGGUGACGACAGCCCAACCCAAACGAUAACCGCCCACGAGGACACAGUCUGUAAUUUGCGCACAGGCCACGAAGAUGGCACGUACCUCUCGAGUUCCUGGGACCUCAGCGCCAAGCUCUGGGGCCUGGACAACCCCGAGGAGCCGAGGCUGAUCCUCCACGGGCACUCCCUGAGCGUCUGGUGCGUGGCGGAUCUUAAAAGUGGUUUGAUCGUCACAGGAUCAGCUGACAAACUGGUGAUCGUUUGGUCCCGAGAUGGUACGGCCCUCCACAAGCUCGAGGGUCACACAGACUGUGUCCGUGACAUUGCUGUCGUCAAAGACGACGAGUUCCUGACCUGUGCCAACGACACGACCGUCAGACACUGGAGUGCGCUGAGUGGUGAGUGUCUUGGGACGUACUGCGGUCACGAGAAUUUCGUCUACGCGAUAUCCGCUCUUCCAAGUGGAGCCAUGGUGGCAACAGGCGGAGAAGACAGGAGUGUGAGGGUCUGGAAGAAUGGCGAGAAUUGCCAGACAAUUGUCGUUCCUGCCACCUCAGUCUGGUGCGUCAAGAUCCUGUCGAAUGGUGACAUUGCUGCCGGCUCCUCCGACGGACACGUGAGGGUAUUCUCAGCUGAUCCUGAUCGUCACGCCAGUCCUGAGGUGCUUGAGUCCUGGGAGAAAAUUGUCGCCGAGGACCAGGCGCAGUCCAAGCUGGCGCUGAACGAUCAGAUCAAGAUCAAUGAGCUGCCGGAUGCUGCAGCACUCACUGUUCCUGGGAAAAAGGACGGCCAGACUCUGAUGAUCAAGGAGGAGGGCAAGGGAGUGGCGUACAGCUGGUCCGCCAGUCAGCAGACGUGGGUCAGGAUCGGCGAGGUCAUCGGGGCUGCGGGGGGAAACUCCUCGAAGACGACGUACAAUGGGGUGGAGUACGAUUAUGUGUUCUCUGUGGAUAUUCAGGAUGGCGUUCCACCUCUCAAGCUGCCGUAUAAUAAGACUGAGGAUCCGUGGCAAGCUGCUCAGAAGUUUAUACAUCAGCAUGGACUGAGCCAGAUGUUUUUAGAUCAGGUUGCCAAUUUCAUCGUGAAAAAUUCGGACAGCACUCCAGCCCUCCAGCCUUCCUCCAGCUACGCCGACCCCUUCACCGGUGGUAGUCGUUACAUCCCAGGCUCAGGACUGCCCAAUACCCCCCAGCCAACGGCAUCAGUUCCCAACCCAGACCCCUUCACUGGUAUCACAGCAUCCUCAUCCUCACUGCCAGAUGCGCCCCCCUCUGCAUCAGUCUACAUCCCCCAUCGAAGUUAUUUAAAGCUAGAACAGGCGAAUGCUGCUGCUAUCCUCGAUAAACUGAAAGAAUUCAAUUCGAAAAUUGUAAAUACAGAUAAACUGCCAGAGGAGACGUUGCAAACUGUAGUGAAUUUGAUAAACAAAGACUCUUCUGACGAGAGCACAGAGGGAAUAACUGCCUUAUGGAAAAUCCUCGGGGAUUGGCCUCCAGAGUUCUCCUUCCCAGCCCUCGAUGUUGCUCGACUAGCUGUCCUCCAUCCAUACUCCAAUCGACACAUAUGCUCAGAGACAUUGUUUCCAAUAGUUCAUCGUCACACGUCUUCUGAGGCUGUCGCAGCGAAUCAAAUGCUCACCUUCAGAUUACUAGCUAAUAUGUUCACCCAGGAGGCUGGCGAGCAGUUUGGUCUCAAUUACAGUGAUGAUUUCCUGAAUCUACUCGUCAACUUAGCAUCGUUUGGUAGUAAAAAUAACCAGGUCGCUAUAUCAACGUACAUCCUAAAUUUGAGCAUUGCAUUGAAUAAACGAGACGAUGUGCAGAGAAAAAUCCGAGCCCUCAGUGUGAUAAUGACAAUACUGCCGAAAUUCAAAGAAAUUGAAGCAAUUUUCCGUGCGCUGGUUGCACUUGGUACCUUGAUAGCUGGUACUUCUCAUAGUAAUAAUCAGAGACAACUGAUUCAUGCGGUUAAAAGUUCCGACUCUACAGUUAAUAGUCUACAAACAAUGGCACAGAGCAAAUCUAUGCACGAUCCACAUGGAAAAGUUGCGAAAUGCUCGACUGAAAUACUUGCUUUGAUUGUGUGAAUUUAUGGCAAUUUGUAUCCUAUUUUUUUCAAUUCAUGUAUCUGUGGAAUAAAAAAAAGCUUGCAUAUCA